AUGCCCUCUCCUGAAACCGAGCGCGACUGUCAAUUGAUUGGUAAGAAGUAUACCAUCUACCAAUAUAGAUUUAAUUCCUCCAGAACGUUGUUCUAAACACCGGAGGGCGGAAGACGAGAAAUAUAAUGCGUAGCCAAAUCCUCACAGGCAGCCCAGAUGCGUCUCCGAUUGGCAAGGCCCAACAUCCAGUGCUUCAACUCGAACUUUGGUGUGGUUACCCUAUCAGCCCAGCGCAACAUGCCCUUCACAUCUCGUCCUUUGGUAAGACCCUCCUGUAUGAAUCCGUGCAACUCGUAGAACCAUGGCAUCUCCCGCUGGAUAAUAUUUCCCCAGAAGACAUAAUCCUUGCUGAGAAGCAUGUGAGCUGCACCAGACGCCUUCAGCAAGUUGAACAGUGA
Messenger RNA from Hymenoscyphus albidus, 398 nucleotides. The record is from the annotation of a GenBank genome assembly. Lineage: Eukaryota; Fungi; Ascomycota; Leotiomycetes; Helotiales; Helotiaceae.